Emiliania huxleyi CCMP1516 is the source of this 894-nucleotide messenger RNA. RefSeq lists its product as hypothetical. The record is from RefSeq and is a predicted model, not a curated record. NCBI's taxonomy places the organism in Eukaryota, Haptophyta, Isochrysidales, Noelaerhabdaceae. The annotation marks the transcript as partial. The transcript has 5 exons.
AUGGCAGAACACAACGCAAGCUCUCACAUGACAAGCGAUCCCACGAUGGCCCUGCGAGACGGAGUCGAGGUAGAGCAUGCGGCGCACCUGGUCCAGAAGCGUCGGGUGGAGCAGUCGCGCCUUGACAUCUGCCAGGCUGAGCCUGAGGGCGAACGGCUCAGCAGCAGAAGCCAGCAGGCGGGCCGCAGCAGCGGCAGUGAGACUGCAUUGCAAUUUUUUCCUCCUUCGCUGGGCGCCCUUCCACCUUCGGCCAUCGCCACCUUCGAGCGCCUGCGACUCGCGUCCGGAAAGCAGGAGGCGCUGCUCGGCACCUCAGACGACGAGCCGCUUCUGCUCGGCCCUGGCCAGCAGCUGGACCUGCCACUGCGAAUCUGGUGGCCGUCGGAAUUGCGGUACGCUGUGCGCUGUGCCGACGGCCAGUCUCUCGGCUUCGAGCUGUGGUUCGGAGCGGCGGCCGAAAGCGACGGCGACGAGGGUGGCGGCCGCACAGAGAGGGCCAGCGAGGAGGACGGCGUCGAAUAUGCUGGUGGCGCCAAUGCAGCAGGACGUCGGAAGCUACUCGGCCUCACCGUCGAGGGCGAGCUUCACGGGACGGCGCGCCUCGACACCGGCAGCGCCCUCGUGAGGCUGCACAACCUCGCAGCGUGGUUCAGCACGGCCUGCGUCCACAUUCGGCUGCGACUGGUUCCUCUUGGUGCCGCCGCCUCUCGCGCGGCGGCGGCCGCCGGCAGCGUCGAGGGAGGGCGCGGCAUCGCCGCGGCGGGAGAGGAGGAGGCGGCGGAGGAGGCGCGGCUUCGCGCCGCGUACGCCACGCGUCUGCGCGCGGACGAGGCCCAGCUGGUGGAGCGAGUCCGGGAGCUGCGCCUCCGGCUCGCGGCGGCCGAGGACGAGCUC